This is a messenger RNA of Ambispora gerdemannii, 1800 nucleotides long. The record is from the annotation of a GenBank genome assembly. Lineage: Eukaryota; Fungi; Glomeromycota; Glomeromycetes; Archaeosporales; Ambisporaceae.
AUGGAGAACCCUCUUGACUCGAGUGAGCAGGACCACUUUUCAGAGGACGAAAAUGAAUUACUAGAGGAGGAAAUUUCUCUGCUUGAACAGGCGUCGAAUCCUCCGUCCGCAGAUUUUUAUGGUGUAUUGAAUGUUGAAAAAGAAGUGGGUGAAGACAUUGAUAAUGAUAUUGUAAUUGAAUUAAUGAUUAAUUUUGGUCAUCUAAAGGCUACAGAAGAUGAAAUUAAAGAAGCCUACAAACGCCUAUGUGAUUCAAAGAGCUUACGAAGGCAAGUGUUGACCGAUCCUACCAAACGAAUGAUUUAUGACAUGUUUGGUGAAGAAGGACUAAGAACUCAGUGGGAGGUCGGCGCUCGAUUAAAGACUCCUCAGGAGCUUCGAGAGGAAUUUCAACAUCAAGCCCAUCUUAAAAAAGAACAAGAGAUCGAAAAUAUAGUGAAGCCAAGGUCAGAUGUUCAAAUUAACAUUGACGCCUCGCAAUUGUUUAAUCCUUAUGAUGGAAAAGCGAAAAAAGCUCUAUUUAUAACGAGAAUACCUUCCGAAACUGAGAUUACACAAUUAUUUUUAAAACACUCUCAUGAAAUUCCAUUAAAUGAAAAAACGCACACUACAUUUGUUGGUCAAAUGAUUUCACGAAAUGGUGUUGGUGGGGGAAACGUUGUUGGAACUUUAAGAUACGCGUUUUCGCCGAAGUUCUGGGCUGAAAUUGGAUCAUCUGUGGCAUCACCGAGAAUUGUAAGCACCAAAGCAUUUUAUACUAUUGAUCCUGAUAGUUUUGUUACAAUAACUAGUCAAUUAUAUUCAACGAGCUUGCCUCCAACACUUAACAUUACGGGUGGUCGCCGUAUAGGUACAAAUACCACUGGAUAUUUGACUUAUAAGACCGGUGCGUGGACAUUGGGACCUUGGGGUAAAGGUGAUACAUCUCCGUUUAGGCGACGUGAAAAAUCAGCUGUAGCAAUAGGAAUAAACAAUGGUCAAGAUAAAUCCGGAUAUUCUUUAGAAUUACAGGCGGGUAUAGUCCAAUCACAUAUAUCCAUGAGUUUUAAUCGUAAAUUUGCUGAAGAUUAUAAUAUUCGUGGAUCAACUACUAUAUCGACUGCAAGCGGUUUGACUGUUAGUAUUGGAGGAGAUCACAAAGUCUCUGCAAAUUCUCGGGUUGCCAUGUUUAUGGAAUUUGGUAUUCCAAGUGGUAUCACUUUGAAAAUAAGGUUUGCUCGUCUUGGGCAACGUAUAACAGUACCUAUUCUAUUAUCUUCAGACUUUGACUCUAGUCUCGUAUUAUGGGGUUCUCUAGUUCCAUUCGCAACUGUUUACGCGAUAGAUCAACUAAUAUUAAAACCACGAAGAAAAAAGAAAAAAGCAGAAAAAUUAGCUGCGCUACGCGAACAUCAUGCAGAAUUCAUCGCCUCUCAAAAACGUGAAGCUGAAGAAACAAUUCGACUAUUAAAACCUUCGAUCGAGCGUAAAGUAGAGAUAGAGAGAGCAAAAGAAGGUCUUGUAAUUUUGGAAGCUUAUUACGGUAACUUUAAACAGACAAGUGGAGUUUCCGCACUGGACAAUCAAUUCAUCGUUGAUGUAACAAUACCAGUGCAGGCUUUAGUGAAUGAUUCACAAAUGACAAUUCCAGGUGGUCGUUCAAAGUCUAGUAUAAUGGGAUUUUAUGAUCCUUGCAUGGGAGAACCAAAACAGCUGAAAAUAAAAUACAUGUUCAAACGAAAAAUUCAUGAAAUUAUUAUUGAUGAUUUAGCUCCGUUGGCUUGUCCGCUAAGAUCACAUAUAAUACCAAACGAGCGAUAG